AUGGGCUUCCCUGGAGUGCCACCGCCUAACCCGCGCAACAAUAUUGUGGAAGAGUAUCUUUCUCCCGAUGACGCUUACUACGUUGAGGACUACUCAGCCUUCAAAAGGCUCUCGGACGAGGAAAAAGUUGAAGUGGUUGCACGUGAGGCUCAAGACAAUGGAAUGGAGAAGCCGCUGGGAUGGAAUGUGUCGUUCCACUACAACCCGCACGUCGAGUAUCAUCAUUUUGGGAGCUCACAUCCGAUGAAACCAUGGCGUUUGACGUUGACGAAGCAGCUUGUGGUCGCAUAUGGACUAGAGUACACGAUGGACUUGUACACGCCACGACCCGCAAAUUUUGGUGAACUCGCUCUAUUCCAUGAUCGUGAAUACCUGGAAUAUCUCAGCAAAAUCACACCUCAGAACGCUCAACCAGAAGACCCCCAAUACAUCUCCUACGGCUUCGGUGGCGACUCCAACGACUGCCCCGUCUUUGAUGGUCUCUGGAACUAUGUUUCCCUGUACUCGGGUGCUUCCAUGUCUGCCGCCUGGAACCUCUUGAACAAGCAAUCAGACAUCGCCAUCAACUGGUCCGGCGGACUGCACCACGCCAAAAAGAACCUCGCAUCAGGAUUCUGCUAUGUCAACGACAUUGUCAUCGCCAUUCAACUUCUCCUCACUCAACAUCAACGUGUCUUGUACAUCGAUAUCGACGUCCAUCAUGGUGAUGGCGUGGAACAAGCCUUCGAAAGCACCGAUCGCGUCUUUACACUAUCCUACCACAAAUACGGAAUCGACAGGCACGGCUACCCAUUCUUCCCCGGCACUGGUAAUAUCAACGAAACCGGCCCGCACGAUCCCAUAAAUCGCGGCAAAGGCCACUCCCUCAACAUCCCCAUCGACGAUGGCAUUGACGACGCACAGUACAAACACCUCUUCAGCACAAUCACAUCAGCCGUAGUAGAAAAAUACAAUCCCCAGGCCAUCGUCCUCCAAUCCGGCGCCGACAGCCUCGGCGGCGACCGACUCGGUCGCUUCAACCUGAACAUCAAAGCCCAUGGCUUCUGCAUCGAGACGGUGAAGCGCUUCAACCGCCCCCUCCUCCUGAUUGGCGGCGGCGGCUACACCCCACGCAACGUCGCGCGAACCUGGUGUCACGAAACCGCCGUCUGCGUCAGUGCAACCCUGCACAACGAACUACCCGCACACAUCCCGUACAUCCAAGCCUUCCAGGGCGCCGAGAACGGGCACGGCGUGCUCUACCCCGACCUGCAUAAUGUCAAGCGCCACGACAAUCUCAACAGCGACGCUAACAUCUCGAAGCUGAUUGAGCGCGCGACGGAGAACUUGAGAUAUCUCGAGGGCGCGCCCAGUGUGGUGUGUAACACAAAGGGCAUUGCGGAAGAGGAGAUUAUGAAGGUGAGAGAGAUGGUGGAUCAGGAGCUGGAGGAUGAGGCGAAUGAUAGGGAGAUGCUUGGGGUAGAGGUGGCGAGGCGGAAGAGGGAGAGGAAUGUUGGUGGGCGGGCGGAGAGGGGGUUGAGAUGA
Parastagonospora nodorum SN15 is the source of this 1524-nucleotide messenger RNA. RefSeq lists its product as hypothetical. Gene Ontology annotation, molecular function: histone deacetylase activity. Bases 1 to 1524 code for a protein of 507 amino acids. Lineage: Eukaryota; Fungi; Ascomycota; Dothideomycetes; Pleosporales; Phaeosphaeriaceae. The record is from RefSeq and is a predicted model, not a curated record. The transcript has 2 exons.